AUGUCCGGCGAACAGAAAGUCUUGAACGCUCUUGCGGCUUUGAUCCAACAAACGGGGAAGGAGGAAAUUCCAAAGCCUCGUGUGGCGACCACGGCUCAGAUUUCGAAAGCUACCUUUCCAAGCUUGCUUUCCCGCAUGAAGAAGAAGGGCUUGAUCGACUAUGGUUCUUCCAAUGGAACCCUUAUUCUCACGGAGACCGGCUCCGAAAAGGCAGAUCCCUUGGAUGUAGCUGGAAGCGAUGAAGAGCACCACGAAAAGAUCAAGCAAGAGUUGAAGGGGAAAGCACGUGCGAUUUUCGAGUUCCUCUCGGACGGCGAAAUCAAGGACAAACAGGAGGUUAUGGAGGCUGUCGAGUGCACCAACCCAAAGACGUUUGCGCCACUGUUGUCACGAGAAUUGAAGAAGAAGGGAUACAUUUGCUAUCCUUCAAAGGGGAAGGUUCAGUUGACAAAAGAAUGCUUCCCGAUCAGUCGUCGCGGUGGUGGUACCGGCGACGAUGACUAA
Seminavis robusta is the source of this 504-nucleotide messenger RNA. NCBI's taxonomy places the organism in Eukaryota, Bacillariophyta, Bacillariophyceae, Naviculales, Naviculaceae. The record is from the annotation of a GenBank genome assembly.